Coregonus clupeaformis (lake whitefish) is the source of this 2120-nucleotide messenger RNA. RefSeq names its product stathmin-2. Gene Ontology annotation, biological process: regulation of microtubule polymerization or depolymerization; microtubule depolymerization; neuron projection development. Lineage: Eukaryota; Metazoa; Chordata; Actinopteri; Salmoniformes; Salmonidae. The transcript is spliced from 5 exons. The record is from RefSeq and is a predicted model, not a curated record. The coding region runs from base 198 to 740 and encodes 180 amino acids. Gene Ontology annotation, molecular function: tubulin binding. Gene Ontology annotation, cellular component: neuron projection; cytoplasm; growth cone.
GACAGAGGGUGGCCAAGCAAUCUGCUCGUGCGCAGAGCCGCUCAUAAUUCAACCGCUCCCAUUUUCCAGCUCGCUCCGCGCCUCUCAUCUUGAUCCGAGCCCCCGGUCUUGUCUUUUUCGCUGACUCAGUGCCUUAAAACAACAUUUUCGCCCCUCUGACCAUAGCUGCAACACCCACUGCUACGACACAGACAGCCAUGGCCAAAACUGCAAUUGCAUACAAAGAGAAGAUGAAGGAGCUGUCUGUUUUCUCCCUCAUCUGCUCCUGCUUCUAUCCAGAGGCACGUAACAAGCUUGUCGUCUGUGAGUUUGAAGACAUGGAGGUGAAGCCAAUCAACAAGCGGGCGUCGGGCCAGGCCUUCGAGGUGAUUCUGAAGCCCUCCUCCCCGGUGUCAGACGCGACCCAUAGCAUCACUUCGCCCCCCAAGAGGGAGGUGUCCCUAGAGGACAUCCAGAAGAAACUGGAGGCAGCUGAGGACCGGAGGAGGUCCCAGGAGGCCCAGGUGCUGAGGGCCCUGGCAGAGAGGAGGGAGCACGAGAGGGACGUGCUGCUCAAGGCCAUGGAAGAGAACAGCAACUUCAGCAAGAUGGCCGAGGAGAAGCUCACCAUGAAGAUGGAGCAGAUCAAGGAGAACCGGGAGGCCCACCUGGCAGCCAUGAUGGAACGCCUGCAGGAGAAGGAAAGACAUGCAGCCGUGGUGCGCAGGAACAAAGAGCUGAGGGAAGAGCUGACAGCGUGAGCCCCACCUCUCCCCAACGUCCACCAACCACAUCCCUCCAUCCAGCCCUGCCCCUGGACACUCCACAGCAGACACCAAGCCCUGGAGACCUGGAGGGUGGAGGACCUCAAUACCAACACACUACACCACCCACCCAACCCCUCCAUACACACACACACACAUACACACACACACACACAAACUCUUUCACACACACACACACACACUCUAUCAGUAUUAACAGUAUUUUUCAUUGGAUAAUUUUAAAAAAAAAAUUCUAAGGGGAAAAAAUCAACAACAUGAAAACAUGGGUAUUAUUUUGUAAAUAUUUCAUUUUUUUAUCUAUCUUGAUGGCUAGGCUGAUUGAACGCAAAUAAGUGUAUCAAAUGUACUGCGUUGUACAAUUUCAAUUGUUUUGUUUGUUAUCUAAUUAUUUAUUGGUUCUUGAAAUUUGAAUCUACAACUAUUUUCUUGUGAAAGGCUUUGGUGUUGUGAGUUGGUUGUUAGCUGACGUUUGCAUUGUUUUCUGAUGAUGUCAGUUUCUGUGUCUUUGUGAAGAAUGCUAACAGGUAGUAUACACAGACUCCUGACAGGCAUCCCACACACACACACACACACACACACACACACGUACACACAAUUACACACACGCUAUGAAUUCACAUUAACAAUCUGCCAAACUCUCGGCUUAAAAUGUCCACAUGUCCUCAAAUGAGCUUGAGGUAGCUGGAACUAGAGAGGUGCUUGGUCAUCUUUAACCAUGUGUGUGUCCAGAGGAAUCAACUGUUUAUCACUUCCUCCAGACUGACCCCUGACUAUAUAUGGCUGCCUAUUCCCUAUAAAGUGCACUACUGUUGACCAGAGUAGUGCAGUAAAUAGGGUAUAGUGUUCCUUUUGGGAUGCAGCCCCGGGUGAUUUACUUUAGCUUACUCUAGUCUAUUUCCACUGGAUCUGGACACUUGAAUGUUAUGAUUACAUCAUACCGCCACCGUACAUGACAUCUUGGCCAGUAAAAUGUUCUAAAGCCCCCCUUUUCCUUUAGCUUGAUAGACUAACACAGACGCACAUGUUCACUCUAAGUCUACGUAUGUGUGUGUGUGUGUGUGUGUUUCAAGUGAGGUGUCAUAUCAUCAGCAUCCUCUCUCUGGUAGUUCCAUAGAUAGAGAAUGGAUGCUCCACAUUCAGCACACUAAAAUGACUCUUUUUAGAUAUGUCACAACGAUCUGCCUGCAUCCUCUACAAGCUGACUACUACAGUACAAGUGUUCUCCCUCCAUAUGUCUCAAGCUUCGCUGAAUAAAGCUUUUGGGUUCUGUCAACAUGGCAUGCGCCAUCUCAUUAUUUUCUGUGCUAAAGACAAGGAAACAUGUAAACUGCCAAAUAAAAGAACCAAUGACCUAAA